AGCACUUGGCGUGGUAGGACGAUCCGAGGAGAAGCUUUGCAUCCAUCUGGAUGCCAUGAAAUCGAAGAAAUCGGCCUUUGCCAACACGUCCACUGGAUACGGCAGGCACAAGCACAGCGGACACGGGCACGGAAAGGGACACUCACACGGUCAGGGUGGACAGUCCAACAAGGACAAACCCGAGGGCUCAGGCAAGGGCAAGUCCCCGGAUCACCAUGAGCAGAAGGAGGAGGAUAAGGAUUUGAAUUCCGGGUUCGGCGACUAUCUUCGCACACCGGAGGCAUUUGAAAUGAUGAAGCUGUUUGUCUUCGCAAAUACAAUAAUGUUAAUUGUCACGAUGGCCUGGCCGCAUAUCAAGGAACAGUUCUACAUGGUUAAUCAGUGGUUGGAAAGCUUCCGCGAAGACCACAAGCAGUAG
Molecule: messenger RNA, 418 nt
Organism: Drosophila kikkawai
Lineage: Eukaryota; Metazoa; Arthropoda; Insecta; Diptera; Drosophilidae
Gene: Xport-A
Product: exit protein of rhodopsin and TRP A
Source: RefSeq, a predicted model, not a curated record